AUGAGCAGAGACUCGAAUACAGCGGAGGUGAAUGAUGUAUCGCAAGAUGCAAAAGAGCUAGCUGAUGAGCCGAAGCGUGAGAAGGAAUCUGCAAUAUCUGAGGAGCAAGUCGACGUCGAGAUGAUCGCGGAUACACCUGCAUCAUCUGAGAGCGUAAUAGAAUCAGCACUGCCUUGUGCCUCGAUGGAGAAUGUGGAUACGGGAGAGUUAAAGAAUUCCGAAGAGGCUGUUUGUGAUGUUGCCGUAACGACUACUAUCGACUCUCCAGCAUUAAUGAUGUCACGCGAUGAUAUGGCGAAAAUUGAGGAGGACAGCGGUCGGUUGAAAUUUGACGUGAUCACGAACGAUGGAACAGACGAGCAUAUGAUUCAGCUUACCACACUGAAAAACAUCUUUGCGAAACAACUUCCGAAAAUGCCGAAGGAAUACAUUGUCCGACUAGUAUUUGAUAAGAACCACCGAUCAAUGCUCCUUUUGAAAAAUGGGAAACACGUCAUCGGAGGCAUCUGCUACAGGCCAUUUGAGUCCAACCACUUUGCAGAAAUUGCGUUUUGCGCCAUAAAUGCUUCCGAUCAGGUGAAAGGAUACGGCACACGCCUUAUGAAUCACUUGAAGGAAUAUGUUAAGAUCAAAAACAUUACAUACUUUCUCACUUAUGCCGACAAUUAUGCCAUUGGCUACUUCAAGAAGCAAGGUUUCACAAAAAAUGUAUCGAUGGAUCGGCCAAAUUGGUACGGCUACAUUAAGGACUACGACGGUGGAACUCUAAUGGAAUGCACGAUCCACACUCAGAUUAAUUAUUUGAGGAUCACGUCGAUGAUUCAUCAACAGCGCAAGGCAAUUCAAGAUAAAAUACGUGAACGUUCUCGCGCCAAGACAGUAUACCCUGGUCUGACGAUGUUUGCAGAUGGCAGGCUAAUGGACAUUUAUAUGGUUCCCGGCGUGAAGGAAGCUGGGUGGUCACAAGCAACGAUUCGUAAUAGCCGCAUUGGAACUCGCGACCAAGGCAGCUUAAAGUCGCAACUCUUGCAGCUUCUGAAGGCUGUGUCAAACCAUCGUAGCGCAUGGCCAUUCCAUGAGCCUGUUGACACUUCCGUGGUGGUCGACUACCUAGACCACGUAAAAGAUCCUGUGGACCUUCAGCUUAUUAGCAAGCGCAUUGACAGCGGGGCAUAUAUUUCAAAAGCGGCGUUGAAGGCGGAUUUAGACAAGAUGUGCGACAACUGCACGCUUUACAAUACUCCGGACACAAAUUACUACAAAGCUGCUGCCGACCUUCGGGAAUUUAUUCAGGCUCGAAUUCCGAUAAGAGAUCAGAAGUGA
Messenger RNA from Plasmopara halstedii, 1323 nucleotides. Its product is annotated as histone acetyltransferase. NCBI's taxonomy places the organism in Eukaryota, Oomycota, Peronosporomycetes, Peronosporales, Peronosporaceae. The record is from RefSeq and is a predicted model, not a curated record. Gene Ontology annotation, cellular component: histone acetyltransferase complex. Gene Ontology annotation, molecular function: protein binding; histone H3 acetyltransferase activity. The coding region runs from base 1 to 1323 and encodes 440 amino acids. The transcript has 5 exons. Gene Ontology annotation, biological process: positive regulation of transcription by RNA polymerase II; chromatin remodeling.